Molecule: messenger RNA, 1251 nt
Organism: Spinacia oleracea (spinach)
Lineage: Eukaryota; Viridiplantae; Streptophyta; Magnoliopsida; Caryophyllales; Amaranthaceae
Product: F-box protein CPR1-like
Exons: 1
Coding region: 1-1251 (416 amino acids)
Molecular function (GO): protein binding
Source: RefSeq, a predicted model, not a curated record
AUGGCAAAUAUCCCCAAUGAUAUUCUCUGUGGCAUUUUAUUACAACAACCUCUAAAAUCAUUAGUUCGACACAAGUUUGUUUGCAAUAAUUGGCAAAACUAUAUCACAGGCUCUGAUUUCGUCAAACUCCAUCAGAAAAUAUCUGUCGAAAACCCUGAAUCAAAUGCAUUACUAAUCUUUAUUUCUGAAGGUUCCCUUUACAUUGCCGGCGAUCUUACCAACUCAUACUCAUCUAUCCUUCGUCCAACUAAACUAGCCUUGCCUCCGGCGUUCGAAGGUGAUAAUACUACAAGGUUAGUCGGCUCGUGCAACGGCUUGGUAUGUUUAGGCAGUGGUAACUCCUUGAACAGUUAUGUCCUCUUUAACCCUACAAACCCACGUGCCUUCAAAAUUGUUCCCUUUGCACAGAACGUCCUAAGCACGAACAACACGGCGCGGUAUUACAGUUGCAAUGUCGUUGCUGGAUUUGGUUACGAUGAAAAAAGUGACGACGAUGACUACAAGAUUGUGUAUAUUUGGUGCUUGUUAUAUCAACACCAUAUUAUCAUGAUUGAUCGAGUUGAAGGAAUGAUAUAUAGCACGAAAUCGGGUUCAUGGAAACCCUUACACCCUCCAAACGUAGGAAAUCAAUGGACUUAUUUUGGCACCUUAAACAAUUCCUUGCAUUUUUUUACCGAGAAGAAAGAUGUCAUCUUUUGUUUUGAUCUACACGAUCAAGUAUGGAGCGAGAUACCCUUUCCUCAUAUCCAAGAUCAUUACACGGUUAAAGAUACGUGUAUUAUAGAGGGAUGUUUAAGUAUUUCAUUGGUUCGGGAUUGUGGUGAUGAACAAGAAUUAUGGGUGAUGAAAGAAUAUGGUGUUAAAGAAUCAUGGAUAGAGUUGUUCAAUCUGCCUGUUUUUGAGGGAACAUGUCGUAUACUGUUCUACUCGACAAUUAGGGCACAAGAGUUUUUGUUAUACACUGAUCGUUUUGGAUUAGUCUGGUACAAUAUCGAAACGGAGGAGAUUAAUUAUGGGGUUAAUAGGAUUGAGGGAAAUUUUGAUAUAUCUGAUAUGAAAAUGAUAAUUGGAAGUCUUGUUUCAAUUGGAAGUAAGAGGAAAGGUCUGGCCCGCGGAGGAGGAAGACGUCUGCAGGAUAACCUAACUGAAGCCGAGAAUGUUGAUGAAAACAUUGCAGCGGGGAACAAGAGUCUUUCGAGAAGGAAGAAGAAAGGAACAAGGAAAGGAAUAACACAAGUUUUACAAAUAUAA